AUGACGACUUACCAGAUCCGUGACGUUGACAAUCAAGUGCAAGGCCGUCUUGCCCUGGUCACUGGAGCCAGCGGUGGAAUCGGCUCAGCUAUCGCAAAGGCUCUGGCAGCCGAAGGCUGUGAUGUUGCACUGCACUGUAAUUCAAGUUUGCACAAGGUCGAAGCACUAUCAAAAGAACUGGCAUCUGCCCACCCUGACCAAGUCUUCCCUUGCAUCUCCGCCGACUUAACCUCACGGGACGAAACCCGCGGUCUGGUCGAAAAGGUCUUGCAGGACUCAGAUAUUUCAGCUAAACAUAAAGCCGUCUCAAUCCUUGUUGCCAAUGCCGGUCUCGGCAGGCGAGUUCGCGAUAUUAAGGACAUCGGAGAGGAUGACUGGGAUAGUGUUAUGGAGGUCAACUCCCGCAGCCAGUUUGUUGUUGCGAAGGCUUGCAUUUCUGGUAUGCGAGCGCAAAGUUGGGGUCGUGUGAUUUUGGUUGGAAGUAUCGCGAGUACGGGUGGUGGUAUUAAUGGCUGUCACUACGCAGCCACUAAGGGUGCACUUAGUUCGAUGGGCAAGAACUUGUCCACUGUUCUGGCUGGCGAAGGUGUAACUGUCAACACUAUCCUUCCUGCAAUGAUUGGCUUUACAGAUAUGAUUCCUACACCAAAGUCAAGAUCCUGGACAAACAAGACUGACUUGGAGGAACUUAAAUCUACUGACCCUGGCCUUGCAAUCGCCGCCAGUGUCCCCGUCCAACGCUUGGGUCAUCCUUCCGAGGUUGCCAACGUAGCAGUAAUGAUGGCCAAGACUGGAUAUCUUACAGGUCAAGACAUCAUCCUUUCGGGCGGUCUCAAGUAG
Messenger RNA from Fusarium sp. VM40, 840 nucleotides. The record is from the annotation of a GenBank genome assembly. NCBI's taxonomy places the organism in Eukaryota, Fungi, Ascomycota, Sordariomycetes, Hypocreales, Nectriaceae.